AUGGAACACUAUUUGCUUUUAAUUAGUUCAACACAUGAAGUCGCCACAAAAUUUUUAGAUUCAGUUCAGGUUGGUGAUCAGACAUCCAUGGCGCUACUAGAGGCGGAGCAUUUCGAUUUCGGUAUCACCGAAAUAUUCGGUCCCUGUGGUUACGCUGUCUUCAGCAGAAUUGGACUCAAGAACUAUGCCACUGCGUUUGCAACAGAUCUUUGCGAAGUGCUUUCGGACCCAUUGGGCGUGAGCAGUAAUCCAAGCUGGGUGCCCGGUUAG
Messenger RNA from Gongylonema pulchrum, 270 nucleotides. The record is from the annotation of a GenBank genome assembly. Lineage: Eukaryota; Metazoa; Nematoda; Chromadorea; Rhabditida; Gongylonematidae.